GACUGACUGCCGGUAGGUGGCCGGCAGCAAAGGAGUGGCAACGGUCAAACUAGGUUGAGUGUGACUAAUGCUUGUUGAUUGGUAUCGUGUGCUGUAUAAAUGGUCAAAGUUUGACCAAUAACUUUCAAAAUGGUGUUUUCAAAACACUUUUGAAAAAAAAACACCAUGACAUUGUGUUUUUCUACAAAAACACAACAAGAAAAUCACCUUGAUUACCAAACACGCCCUACAAAUUAUCGUGACCCAUGAACGGGUCGCACAUUUACCUAGACCCGAAACCCCCAGGCCGAAAAGCGAGAUCCCAAAGAACGCGAUUCGCCGAAUAGCAGAACCCAUUAGAAAAUCAAACCGACGACCGAAAAAAAACACUAGAUUUUCUUCCCAAUUCUACAUAAAAUCCGGCGACGGCGUCUACGGGAGAUUUGAUACCCUCCUUCCUCGUCGUCGAAAACCCUAAUUCUUCCCCAAUUUGUCAAAAGACUCCAUCGAGGACGAGCAAGAGAUCCAAUCUCCUCCUCCAUCGUCAGUUACUUGCUCGAUUUGAGUGAUUAGACUAUAUAUGGAUUUGGAGACGGAGAACCGCCUUGCUGCCUUAUUGAUGGAGGAGGCAAGGCGAUUGCGGGCUGAAGCUGAAAAAGAAGGUGUGCAUGCUUAUCUACGGCAGCCUAAUGUAAGGGGUCGCCCAAAUUCACGUUUCCUAACUGCCACUGUUCUUGGAGUGGAACAAGCAAAUAGAGCAGUGGAAGUGAACGAAAUGUGGCAUGCUCGGGAGAAGGAAAUGGAGCUCGAUAUGAAGCUAAAGAAUAGAGCAAGAAACAACGAUAUACACAAUAAUGAGAGGAGCUGUGGCAACUCCCGUAAAAGGGUUUCUUCCAGUUCAAGGCAUGAAGAAGCCUGUACAAGCUCCGCCUUACGUUCAGCAAGCAACCUUCGUCAUGGUGCUCAUGCUUGUUACUCAAGCGAGGAUGGUGGUCUGAGAGAUGACGAAGUGGAAGAGUUUCUCCUCUCAAGGGCUAAACGGGGUCGAGGUGCUAUUGGCUCAAGGAUGGAUGAACCUGGCCCCUAUCCUUCCAUAGAUGGCGAUGCUGGAAAAACGUUGGUUCACCCCGAGACGAGAGAGAAAGAAGAGUGGGAAAAUCGAAUUAUUGGUCCAGAGAAGCCAUCAUACAUAAAACUUCAAGAGUCUUCAGAUGAUGAAGUUAAUUAUACAGAUAGCUCGAAGAAAAAAAAUUGUUCUAAGGAGAAGAUGAAGAAGAGAUCGAGGAAGGAAAGAUCAGAAAGAAAGAAAAGUAGAGAGAAGAAAAAGAGCCAGCACCGACGCCAUAAGAGUCGAAGAAGUAGAGGUGAUUCAGAUUGAUCUGAUGAGUAAAUUAAGGGGACAAUACUUGCAUCAACGAGCGUUUGUAAUAUAUAUUUCACAAAGUGAGGGUGUUUCUUGAGAGCUGGUAUUAAUGUUCUCUUGGAGGUGCUGUAUUGAGACUGUGAAUAGUACAGACUGUUUGUUAUGCGCUCGUAUAAGUGAAAAUAUGAUACAAAAUCAUUGGAUGAAAUGAUCAUUUCUUCCUUAAAGUGAA
Asparagus officinalis (garden asparagus) is the source of this 1574-nucleotide messenger RNA. RefSeq lists its product as uncharacterized. The record is from RefSeq and is a predicted model, not a curated record. Bases 560 to 1357 code for a protein of 265 amino acids. NCBI's taxonomy places the organism in Eukaryota, Viridiplantae, Streptophyta, Magnoliopsida, Asparagales, Asparagaceae. The transcript is spliced from 4 exons.